This is a messenger RNA of Nothoprocta perdicaria, 3117 nucleotides long. RefSeq names its product RFT1 homolog (gene RFT1). The transcript is spliced from 13 exons. Gene Ontology annotation, biological process: glycolipid translocation; dolichol-linked oligosaccharide biosynthetic process. NCBI's taxonomy places the organism in Eukaryota, Metazoa, Chordata, Aves, Tinamiformes, Tinamidae. Bases 1 to 1620 code for a protein of 539 amino acids. Gene Ontology annotation, cellular component: endoplasmic reticulum membrane. The record is from RefSeq and is a predicted model, not a curated record.
AUGGCCUCGCAGGACGUGCUGGGCCAGACCACGCGGCUGGCCUCCUCCAGCGCCCUGCUGCAGGUGCUGUCGCGGGGCGUCACGUUCGCGCUCAACGCCUUCACCCUCCGCCACCUCUCCCCGGAGCUGCUCGGCGUYGUCGGCGUGAGGCUGACGCUGCUCUACUCAACAGUUCUCUUCCUGGCCAGGGAGGCSUUUCGCAGAGCUUGUCUGAGCGGAGGCACGAAGCGCAACUGGACAAAAACCAUCAACCUCCUCUGGCUAACGGUUCCUCUCGGCAUUUUUUGGUCCGUUUUCUUGGGCAUAGUAUGGCUCCAGUUGCUUGAAGUACCCGAUCCUACUGUGGUUCCUCAUUAUCGGGCUGGUGUGGUGGCCUUUGGUCUUUCUGCUGUUAUUGAGCUUCUGGGAGAACCUUUUUGGGUUUUAGCACAAGCUCAUUUAUUUGUACGACUUAAGGUAAUUGCUGAAAGCUUUUCUGUAUUGUCAAAAUGUGUUUUAACGGUUAUUUUAGUAAUACUUUAUCCUCAGUGGGGCCUUUACAUCUUUUGCCUGGCACAGCUUUUAUAUACCAGUGUUCUGGUAAUGUGCUAUGUAAUUUAUUUUACGACAUUUCUGGGAUCUCCUGAAGCAACAAAGAAGUCAUUUCCAGUUGCUAGAAUGAAAGCGCUUCUACCAAACUUGGUAGAAGAUGAGACUUUUGUUAACUGGAAGGAGGCACGACUGACUUGGAGUUUUUUCAAACAGUCUUUCUUGAAACAGAUUUUAACAGAAGGUGAACGAUAUGUGAUGACUUUUUUGAAUGUACUGAAUUUUGGAGAUCAGGGUGUAUAUGAUAUCAUAAACAAUCUUGGCUCACUGGUGGCCAGGUUUAUAUUUUUGCCUAUUGAAGAGAGCUUUUAUGUCUUUUUUGCUAAAGUAUUGGAAAGAGGGAAGAAUGUCAAGCUCCAAAAGCAGGAUGAUGUUGCUAUGGCCGCAGGUGUGUUAGAAUUACUGUUGAAACUGGUCCUUCUGAUUGGCCUUACCAUCACAGUUUUUGGCUAUGCCUAUUCUCAGCUGGCUCUGGAUAUUUAUGGAGGCUCAAUGCUCAGUUCUGGAACAGGUCCGAGUCUCCUUCRAUGUUACUCUUUGUAUGUCCUAUUUCUUGCUGUCAAUGGAGUAACAGAAUGUUUUACGUUUGCKUUGAUGUGCAAAGAAGAGGUAGACAGGUACAAUUUUGUCAUGCUGGCCUUGUCCUUCACAUUUCUGUGCAUCUCUUAUUUCUUGACCUAUUGGCACGGCAGCGUYGGCUUUAUCCUUGCCAACUGCUUCAAUAUGGGUAUCCGAAUAGCCCACAGCAUCCACUAUAUCCAUCAUUUCUUCAAAGAAAGCAGUUACAGGCCUCUGGCAGGCUUGCUGCCCUCUCCACUUCUGCUACUUGUGUAUAUCCUAAGUGGAGCAAUUACUGUUUUCUCUGAGGCGUUUUUCUGCUGUGACAAGGGUUGGGUGGCAAGGCUGGUGCACGUCAGCGUGGGAGCUCUGUGCUUCGCAGCAACCAUCAUUACCAUGUUCUACAGAGAGACCAAGCUUGUCCACUUUGUCAGAGGCCAGUUCUUCUCACAGUACAUGAAGAAAGGAACCUAGAGCGCAYGUAUGAAGAACAGUUCUUGUACACACUUGAGUAAAGGGCUCUAUUUUUGCCCAUAUUUUAAGUGCACAGAAAUAUUUCCAUGUUAAUUUCUUAAAACCACCAGUGUUGGAACUAAACCACAAGUGGUUGCUAACUGAAUGCCAUUUGCUAAGUCAAUCAGUAUCACUAUACUGAAAGAGGUGAAUGAUUUCCUUGUGCAUCAUUCUUUUCUCAGCUUUUCUUCAAGCAGCCUCAGUGUCCUCUGUGGUGGUUGAACAGCCAGGAUGCAUCUUCCUGAUGUAACCUAGUUGACAGGCUUCACGUGGAGAGCUCCUGUUCUUUCCAGUCUGGUGUAUGUGGAUGAAAGGACAGCGUGCCUUAUGUGUUAAUUAAGAUGUAAUUAAGGAAGCGCUCUCAAAGGUGGUCUAACUGGAGAAGAAAUUGUCUGACCAAAAAAAAGUUGAAGAACUUAGCACUAGAGUAAGGACUAGUAACACUGUAACUGCUGCUGAGCAUAGAAUUGAUGCAGGGAAGUGAAUUAUGAGUGACUUGAGGUACAGAGCAGGGAGCAGAGAGCUUCUGACCUCUUCAAGUAAGUUAAUAGAACACACUGUGUCUCCAUGCUAACUAUGCAAGAAUAUUUAUUUCAUUCCACAUAUUUUUGUGCACUGUCAAACUGAAGGCAAAGUUCUAGAGCUAGGUAAUAAUUUACUGCCCUGUUUUUAUUUUUUUGCCUGAGAUUUUAAUUGCCGGCAYGAGCAAAUUCUUGUCUCAAAGGGACUUGUGCUUCUCUACUGCAUCAGAUACUUAAUAUGUUUUAAUAAGAUGGCUUUUGAGCAUAUGCAUACUGAGACUCAAGUUACUAGGCAGAAAACGCUUCUUUUUGUUUGAACUAGAUUUUUCUGUUGUGCCUUGUUCAGUCUUAAUCUUUGUAUUUUUUUCAUUGUUGAAAAAUUUGAAUGUACAAAGACUAUAAAAUGAGAUACUGGUCUUCUAUGUUUUGCUAAGAUGUUUAAUAGUGCUUAUCUGUCAUACAAAUCUGGAAAGUUUGGACUGUUCAAAUAGCAAGUGUUUGUAAUUGGUUCCCCUUUGCAGCAUUUAUUUGGGAUAAAAAUGUCACAUGAUGAAAAAUGCCUACUUGAACUUGUGCAGUCCAAGAUUCUAGCUUAAUUACAUAACAAGAGCUGGAGUUGCUUAAGGAUACUCACUGUAAUGGCAUUAUGGACCGUUGCUCYCAGAGAAAUGUUUUCUGGAAUCGUUGUGUUGGAUUUGGUGCCAUUAGGACCAUGCUAGAGACAUUUUAUAUAUGACAACUUGGUYACUCAGAGAAUGUCGUAGAACAGGAAAAACAAAGAUGGGAGGAAAAAGAAGGUGCCCCUCUGCAUUUUAUGGUGCUGUUCUUGCCUUGCUGGAACGUGGAGACUUUUCGUUUGUUCUUCUGAAAUGAUUAUGAAAUCUGUCUAAAUAAAUAGGACAGUUUUCUGUACUGUUGUGUGAUAUUUUUUCUUUGU